ACCUCUCACGGGAUCUUUACGAGAGUUGGACUGGUGGGUCGUGAUUUAUAUGUGACAUCCCGUCUCCCAUACCCCCGGGCUUGUCUUCCUACCUGAUCGCCGUGAAGAGUCGUCACUUACUCCCCGACUUGGAAUAAAGUCAGACUGUCCCCGGAACCAGGGACACCUGUGGGAUAAUCUUUGUGGAACAGACCAGCAAGAUGGGUGUGUGGCAAGGUUUCCUAACGCUCCUUGUCCCCCUAGUUUUCGGGGCCCUUCCCCCUCCUCCUGCUCUUCCAGGCCUGGGCCCUCUGCCGGACUCCCCGCCCCCACUGAUCCCUAUCGACCACCAGCGAUGUGUGGCUUUGAAGAAGGAGACCAGCCUCGUGAAGGUCCCCGUGCCCUAUUUCUGCCACCCCCGGGACAUGACAGGAAUCCCUCUCCCAAAAGUGGUCAGCCCUGACAUCACUCUGAUGAUCAUGAGGCUGCAAUGGAGCGGCUACAGGAUGUGCACCCGUCAGAUAGCGCUGCCCACCCACAGAUACGUCCCCGUGCCGGUGUGCUGCCCAGGUUGGAGGAGAAGUCCCUCAGGGAAGUGCGAUAUACCCACCAGCGUGCCUCCCCCCAUCCCAGCGCGGUCCAUGCCUCAAUGGCGGAUUCCCAAGGAAAGGCAAACAUUGCUGCAUCUGCCCGCCGGGUUUCUCUGGGGCCUUCUGCCAGAACAAGUCUCCCGUAGCAGCCCGGAGUCCGCUGACAAGGAUGGCCCGCCCAGUGGUCCUACCCCCGAUGGGGAGGCACCCAGGAGCUGCCCUUCCCCGUGGCAGACCAGACCUUCAGCUUGGUCGACUUAUCAGGGAACUAGCCAGACUCUCGCCAUCGGGUAGAGGUCCACUUCCGAUUAAUCCAACUCUGGUCAGACUCCUGAUGGACCGAACGAACAGCAGGACACGGAAAACCAUGAAUAAUGUUAGGAUGGGGCUGUCACCUCGCCCCACUGUAAACACCGCCUAUAUCAACCAGGUCCCCCCGGGCACCAGCGUCACCCGCCAAGCCAGUGGUCAAUACAGCCUAUAUCAACAAGGUUCCCCAGAACCCUAACCCUUAUGCCCGGCCUACCGUCAACACCGCCUAUAUAAACCAAGUCCCUAAAAGAAGUAAUGUGCCAAA
Molecule: messenger RNA, 1146 nt
Organism: Haliotis rubra (blacklip abalone)
Lineage: Eukaryota; Metazoa; Mollusca; Gastropoda; Lepetellida; Haliotidae
Exons: 4
Coding region: 201-863 (220 amino acids)
Source: RefSeq, a predicted model, not a curated record